AUGAGUGCUAAAGGACUUGGAAUUAUUGAACGUGGUGGCAGCCCACAGGCCGAACAGUCCAAGAAGUCGCCAUUACGACGCGAAGUGAGCGACUCGGACUCGGAUGAGGUGGAUCCGUUGCAAAAGUUGGGAGAUAUCGAGCUACUUCCCGAUCUAUUUGCAUUGCUCCAGAGUCUAGAAAAGGGCGAUGUGCAGCCCAAGGACUUCAACAAUAAUGCUGGAACCAUGAGGCUUAAGGUGAAUAAUGUCCGGCAGUAUUUGCAGGAGGUGGAUGGGAUAUGUGAGACGGUCAAUGAGCGAGAGAAGAAGAUCAAGACAAUUGAAGAAAGUAAUGAGAAGAAGGUGGAGUUUUUGAGUCAGUUUCGUGAGCGGGUGCUUACGGACUUGGGGAAGCUGGGAUAA
Messenger RNA from Sungouiella intermedia, 402 nucleotides. Lineage: Eukaryota; Fungi; Ascomycota; Pichiomycetes; Serinales; Metschnikowiaceae. The record is from the annotation of a GenBank genome assembly.